AUGGUCAAAGGAAAUAAUAGAUACCAUAUUCCCGUGUUUGGUGUCUCUGGCUAUGGUAAGACCCGUGCUGUGAUCGAGCUCCUGUCUCAGCACUGGGGGUUCUACUUCAACGCUGCCGAUGACGACUGGGGGUCAGGCGAUAUGAUGACACUUUACAACACGGUUCGCAGUUACUUAAAGGAUAUCCAGGUGUCCUCCGCUGUGGAGGACCGUGAAAUCAACAACCUCUUUGCACGGAAGACAACACUCUUGCUGUUUCUCUCUCGGCUCCUCAUCUUCAAGUACUGCAUAAGCGUCCCCGGCAGCAGUGAAACCUUUACCAGCGCACGAUGGGCUCUCCUGCAAGUGUGUCCGCAUGUUCUAUUCAAGGACAUGUUCAACGAACUGUUCCUCAAACUCCUCAACCUUCAGCAUCAUGGAGAACUCCCUCUUUCACUGCUAAUCCGAAAUGUGUACGAGGAUACAAAGGAUCGCCUUAUCGUGCGCGGAUGUCUACCAAAGAUCAAGGAUGGGACCAAGCUCCUAGUCAUUAAUGACGAGGCACAGUUCCUUGGCGACCAGUUCAAUGGCUUCUUCCAGUCGAAGUCUCCUUCGGAUGACUUUUUACGACCGCUACUGUCCCCAAUUCUACACGCAUUUCGAGACAUCGGGAAGGAUCAGUUCACGCUUGUCACCUGUGGUACUGGCUUAUCAAUUAAUACCCUUUUCUGGGUUCAAAGCUCUGGCUCAGAGCUGAAGGAUGAUUCGAAAAACUUUGAGUACAUGGAGUUCCCCGGAUUUACCGAUCUCGAGUCGAUCAAGGCGUACAUGUCUCGAGUGCGGAGGUGCCUGUUGGAUGACGAAUCAAGGCGGGUCUUUGACGAGCGCCUUCCUCAGGAUGCGCUCGACAUGCUGUUUGACAAGUUUGUAGGCCGCUAUCGACCAGCAAUCGUUGACAAGCUCGUUGCAUGGAAGUACAGGACCAUCAAAGGCAAUCUCUGCCGCGAGCUCAACCGCCUAGACCAAAAGCACAAAGACACGCACCAUAAUGCGGACACGCACCAUAACGCGUCUCAAUAUACUGUCCUUGACAUUCUCCGCAAGUACUUUUAUAACCGAUGCUUUCGGGGCGAACACAGGCUCGAGGACGACAGCGUCAAUGCAUCCUUGGUAGAAUGCGCCUUUGGUCGGAUCAAUGUCGUCAAUCGUAACGCCGUCACCGUCGUUGACGAGCCCUUCGUUUUCAAGGCAGUGGAAAACUACUUCUCUGCGACGGACCCAGGCUUUCAAACGGCUCUCAGAGGGUUGAUGGAUCGGACAGACGCAGCCGCUAAAGGAAACCUCUUCGAGCGAUAUAUGAUGACCGUUUUCAGCAAGACAUUCAAGUCGCGACGUCUCUCUGAUUGGCCGCAUCAGCCCCCGGUCGUGCAGAUGUGCCCUGAUCUUGUCGGCGAGGUGGAUAUUGUUGGCUGGACAGAACCUGCACUCCUGCAAGGUACGACUCAUGCGAUGAUGUCGAUGGAGGAGUUUAUGGACGCACAUGUCAACCACCAUUCGACUCGCAACAACACGCCUGUCGCUCCAUUCUUCUUCCCUAAACACAAACCGUCGGGACCAGACAUGGUGUUCUUCAUCCGAAUCGACGGUCGCAGGAUAAUGCCUGUCUUUUGUUCAGCCAAACUCUACAAUAAGCUCUGGGAAAAUGCACUGACCACGGUUUCGGCGUCUUGCAUUCAGGCCCAUGCCAAAGAUUUCAAGUGCUUCUGCCCUGACAACAUCUACAUCAGCAUGGUCGUAGCCUACCCCAUGGUAUGUGGUGCCAGGUUGCCGGCCGUCGAAGUUCCCGAGAAGGACGCGCGUGGCGUGCAACAGGUAGUGAUACGUGUCUGCAACACCAACUUUGGCCAGAUCUUUCCCGAAGAGCAUGUCAAGUUCAUUGACAGACUCAUGAACGCCGGAAAACGAGCAGCCAACGACGGUGGCAAUGAUGAUGAAGAUCAGGUGGCCACCCUUAGGGCUCUGGUCAACUCUCACAUCUCCCAACCUACCACCACUCCUACUCCCACCACUAUCGACGUACCACGCACGCAACUGCUGGUCAUCUCUGAGAAAGUCCAAGAGCUCAUCCCAGCCAUCUCUGGACAACAUUUCUUCUUUCCUCCUGCCGACCCCGACGAGGACACCAUCUCUCCUGACGAUUUGCACUUCCCUAAGAACCCUCACCAGCAGUACACUGCCCCGGGCUGGGAUCUCCCCUUCCCUGUCGACCGGUCUUCACCUUAUUACCAUCAGGAACAAACUCUGGUCAGGAUUAUCGAACGCCAAGCUCAGUCCACUCGGCCCCUCGACGACUUUGCCAUCGAUUUUUUCGCCAACGUCACUGACCCCACUGCAAGGCAAACAGUGGCAGACUUUAUUCAAAUCAUGCGCAGUAAUUUGGCCAACAACGCCAGAGAAGUACAAGAGCUUCGCAACAACAACUAUCUCCGCGCCAAGGGACUCCAGCCUAUACCGGACAUCUCUCAAGAGGUCAUCAAAGCCAACAUCAAAGCAGCUGAGGAAUAUGCCAAGGCUCUCCCCGCCAAGAAGCCAGCCAACGGAGGAUCGGGCCGAGGAGGCAAAGGCCAUCGCGGCGGCGGCCGCGGUUGGGGCGGCAACAACUUCCAAUACGGCCAGCAACAGCGACCCCAGUACCAACAGCAAUACCAGCAACAUUCGCAAUACCAACAAUACGCUCCAGCGUAUCCUCCAGCGCCCCCGCAGCAGCAACAACAAUUUGCCUUCCCGAACCAAGGCUUCAACGAUUGGAACGGCCAUGGACAGUUCCAAGGACAGGGUUUUCCCAGGGGCAACCGCGGACGGGGACGCGGCCGAGGCCAGAGCUCCCAAUAG
Molecule: messenger RNA, 2871 nt
Organism: Linnemannia hyalina
Lineage: Eukaryota; Fungi; Mortierellomycota; Mortierellomycetes; Mortierellales; Mortierellaceae
Source: the annotation of a GenBank genome assembly